AGGCUUGCCUUAACGUGUGGUCAUCACACUCUUGUCUUAGAUCUUUUACAAACUUACAUGCUUAUAUGUAUACAUUCUAUAUAGUCAGAUAUUUUGUACUUAAAAUCUUACACAACUCAUUCCAAGAUUCCCAAUAAAAUCUAACUACAAUCCCCAUUUUUUAGAUAUUCAAUUCUGUGUCUCUCACUUUUCUUGUACUUUUACAUUAAAAAACAUGGCCACAGUGGCUAAACUCCACAUUUCACCACUAGAUUGCCACCACCGGACCGGCCAACCGCCGGUGUUUCACCGGCAGGUAGCCAUGUGGGACCCGAUAUCUUUAAAGGGUCGAAGGAGUUUUGUGCAGAAGUGCAAGUCUUUUAGGCAAGAAAAGGAAAGUGAAGUGGUUGAUGCAAGAAAAGAAAUGGAAAGUAGUGAAGUGAAAUCAGAGAGUGGUGUGUACAGACUCAUGGGGUCUCUUAAAUCUGCAAUUCAGAGGGCUUCUAGAUCGCGUGUGGAUAAAAAGUUUGUGGAGGAUUUGGAGGAGAGUUUAUCAUCUAUUGCUCUUCAUGUUGGUAGAUAUAUUGUGACCAUGAUGGGCACUGGAGUAAUUUUGUUAACAGGAUUCCAGUUGUCAGGUGGAGACGGACAAAUGAAUGAUUUGAUAUGGUAUAGUUGGCUUGGUGGGAUUAUUAUCGGAACUAUGAUUGGUUCCAACAUGGUUUUAGAUGAAGUCGCUCGGGCAGGUCCAAGGAAUGUUGUCAUAACAGGAAGUACAAGAGGAUUAGGGAAAGCUCUAGCCCGUGAAUUUUUACUUUCUGGAGAUCGAGUGGUUGUGGCAUCUCGUAGCCAAGACUCUGUGGAAACGACUAUCAAAGAACUAGAAGACAGCCUAAAAGAAUGUCUGGAAACAGCAGAUGACUUCUCUAAGAGAAGUUUGAAGUAUGCAGAAGUUGUGGGCGUGGCAUGUGAUGUUAGUGAUCCUAAAGAUGUGAAAAAGUUAUCAGACUUCGCCAUUAAUGAAUUAGGUUCCAUUGAUAUUUGGAUAAACAAUGCUGGAACAAAUAAAGGUUUCAGACCUUUGCUGCAGUUCAGUGAUGAAGAUAUCCAACAGAUUGUCUCGACAAACUUGGUUGGAUCUAUAAUCUGCACCCGUGAAGCUAUGCGUGUAAUGGCUGACCAACAUAAGGGAGGUCACAUAUUUAAUAUGGAUGGUGCUGGUUCGGGGGGAUCUAGCACUCCCUUAACAGCUGUAUAUGGGUCAACGAAGUGUGGUCUUAGGCAGCUUCAAUCAUCGUUGUUAAAGGAAAGCAAAAAGUCCAAAGUUGGAGUACAUACAGCUUCUCCAGGCAUGGUUCUGACAGACUUGCUUCUAAGCGGUUCAACUGUCCAAAACAAGCAAAUGUUUAACAUCAUCUGUGAGCUUCCGGAGACAGUUGCAAGAACUUUGGUUCCACGCAUGCGAGUUAUAAAGGGGAAUGGAAAGGCUAUCAAUUACUUGACACCUCCCAGGAUUUUAGUUGCCUUGGUGACUGCAUGGGUACGACGAGGUCGCUGGUUUGAUGACAAGGGAAGAGCACUAUAUGCAUCCGAAGCUGAUAGGCUCCGGAACUGGGCUGAAAGUCGGACUCGGUUAUCAAUUACGGAUGCCAUGGAAUCUUACACUGAGGACACUUGGGUUUCAGUAUUCUCUCUUUCCGUAGUAUGUGCUUUCAUUAUCCUCUCUAGUACCCUAAGCUCUUAAACAAACUGACAAUUAGAAAGCUAUUAGAGAUACCAAAAAAAUGACGGAUGCUAAAGUUUGCUGCCUGAAUUUAUCUGCACUGCAAUGCAAAGCGACUGCACCUACAAGUGAUGCAUGAUUAUUUACCCCUGCACCAUUGAAGGGCCUAGAGGGUAUCAACAGCUAUUUUGACUGAUACAUAGUUCAAGCUCAGGUAAUGAAUCAUAUGUCUACUUACAUGGAGCUUAGGACGGGCUCUUUCUGUUCUGUAAAUAACAGGACUAGCAUUUUCAUAUAUUCUUUAUUAUAAAAUGAAGUGUUCUUUAUCGAGAUGAUUGUAACAUGUAAUGGUUCAUGAUUUGGUGAUAAAACUUAGGUGUCUGUCUUCUGGGGUA
Messenger RNA from Daucus carota subsp. sativus, 2097 nucleotides. Its product is annotated as probable chlorophyll(ide) b reductase NYC1, chloroplastic. NCBI's taxonomy places the organism in Eukaryota, Viridiplantae, Streptophyta, Magnoliopsida, Apiales, Apiaceae. The coding region runs from base 215 to 1723 and encodes 502 amino acids. Gene Ontology annotation, molecular function: chlorophyll(ide) b reductase activity. The record is from RefSeq and is a predicted model, not a curated record. The transcript is spliced from 10 exons. Gene Ontology annotation, biological process: PSII associated light-harvesting complex II catabolic process; chlorophyll catabolic process.